UGGUACUUCCUCUCUGGCCGACUUAGCUGACAGCACCCAGACCCAGGGCCAAGCCCUUGGCACUGGGACAGAUCUAGGGAUCAGCUACCUUGUCUUGACCCUGGGAUUGGCACCAGCUUCCAACCAGUAUUUGGCAAAACUUGUAUGUCCUUGUGAUGAACACGAACACUACAACUCUUGCAGCCCCCACCUCUCAAGGUAACACCUUCAUACCUCUGUUGUCUAUGAUCCUAUUGUCCAUGUCGCUGGCUGUGGGGCUUCCUGGCAACACCUUCGUGGUGUGGAGCAUCCUGAAAAGGAUGCGGAAGCGAUCAGUCACUGCCCUGAUGGUGCUGAACCUGGCCCUGGCUGACUUGGCCGUACUGCUCACUGCGCCCUUUUUCCUGUACUUCCUGGCCCAGCGCACAUGGAGCUUUAAACUGGCUGGCUGCCGCCUGUGCCACUAUAUCUGUGGAGUCAGCAUGUAUGCCAGCGUCCUGAUCAUCACAGCCAUGAGUCUGGACCGUUCACUGGCAGUGGCCAGUCCCUUUCUGUCCCAGAAGAUGCGCACCAAGGUGGCUGCCCGCUGGCUGCUGGCAGGCAUCUGGGUGGCAUCCUUCCUGCUGGCCACGCCAGUCCUCGUGUUCCGCACGGUGGUGAGAAUGUACAAGGAGACCGUGUUCUGCAAGGCAGAGUACCCCAGCGAAAAGCACAGGGCCUUUCAUCUGUUCUUCGAGGCCUUCACGGGAUUCGUGGUGCCCUUCCUGGUCGUGGUGGGCAGCUACUCUGACAUCAGCCGUCGGCUGCAGGCGCGGCGCUUCCACCGUAGCCGCCGCACGGGCCGCCUAGUGGUGCUCAUCAUCCUGGCCUUUGCGGUUUUCUGGCUGCCCUACCACGUGGUGAAUCUGGUCGAGGGGAGCCGCGCGCUGGCCGGGACGCUAGCCCAGUCCCGCCAGCAGCUGCAGAACGCCCGCUACGUGUGCAUCGCGCUGGCCUUCCUGAGCAGCAGCGUGAACCCGCUGUUGUACGCAUGCGCCGGCGGCAGUCUGCUGCGCUCGGCCGGCUUGGGCUUCGUCGCCAAGAUGCUGGAGGCCACUGGCUCCGAAGGGCUCAGCACCCGUCGCGGGGGCAGCCUAGGCAGGACUGUGAAGAAUGCCCCCGUGCCUGCGGAGACUGGCCCCGCUGAAAGCCUCGACCCUCUCAAGCAAAGCGAAUCGAACUAGGACUGGUAGAAGGACCCUCGCUUUCCUCCUAGAAGAAUGUCCCACGCUUUUUGACCCAAUUCUGUACCGGACUAUAGGUGUGGGGGGCGGG
Messenger RNA from Fukomys damarensis (Damara mole-rat), 1293 nucleotides. RefSeq names its product leukotriene B4 receptor (gene Ltb4r). The coding region runs from base 156 to 1202 and encodes 348 amino acids. Gene Ontology annotation, molecular function: leukotriene receptor activity; complement receptor activity. The record is from RefSeq and is a predicted model, not a curated record. Gene Ontology annotation, biological process: complement receptor mediated signaling pathway; positive regulation of cytosolic calcium ion concentration; inflammatory response. The transcript has 2 exons. Gene Ontology annotation, cellular component: plasma membrane. NCBI's taxonomy places the organism in Eukaryota, Metazoa, Chordata, Mammalia, Rodentia, Bathyergidae.